Messenger RNA from Lytechinus variegatus (green sea urchin), 2364 nucleotides. RefSeq names its product ATP-binding cassette sub-family D member 3-like. Gene Ontology annotation, molecular function: ATP hydrolysis activity; long-chain fatty acid transmembrane transporter activity; ATP binding. The record is from RefSeq and is a predicted model, not a curated record. The transcript has 22 exons. Gene Ontology annotation, cellular component: peroxisome; peroxisomal membrane. Gene Ontology annotation, biological process: very long-chain fatty acid catabolic process; peroxisome organization; fatty acid beta-oxidation. Lineage: Eukaryota; Metazoa; Echinodermata; Echinoidea; Temnopleuroida; Toxopneustidae. Bases 91 to 2082 code for a protein of 663 amino acids.
UCUCUAUGCAGUGAUGGUCGUCGUCGUGUCGUGAGCGAGCAGAUAAAUCGAGCCGUGUACCACUGGAAGAUGUCAAGAAAAUGCUGAAAUAUGGCACCUUCCUUCAGUAAACUCAUCUUUAGUCGUACUUCAGCAGGUUCAGUUGUAGCAGCAUUCUUGAUUUAUACCGCCUUGAAGUCUAGAAACAAACGGAUACUAAGAAACAAGAGUGCUGCAAAUUUACAAGCUGUCAUACACAAUAAUGAGAAGAAUAAAUCAAAGAAAGACAGAGCUGCUGUGGAUGCACAGUUCUUCAGACGGUUAUUCCGUAUUCUGCGUUUAAUAGUACCUGGAUUGUGGAGUAAAGAGGCAGGGUACCUCGGAUUAGUAGCGUUAUCUCUGAUAGCUCGAACAUACUGUGAUGUAUGGAUGAUUCAAAAUGGAACAGCUAUUGAAAGCUCCAUCAUCGGUCGGGAUGUUAAUUUGUUCAAGAAGCAUUUAUUCAGCUUUAUGACAGCGAUGCCUGUGAUAUCUCUGGUCAACAACUUGCUGAAGUAUGGUCUGAAUGAACUGAAAUUGAGAUUUAGAACACAGCUAACCCGUCAUCUCUACUCUAAAUAUCUCAGGGGCUUCACCUAUUACAAGAUGAGUAACUUAGACAACAGGAUAGCCAAUGCUGAUCAGCUUCUUACACAAGAUGUAGAGAAGUUCUGUAACAGUGUGGCAGAUCUUUACUCAAACCUUAGCAAGCCCAUUUUAGAUAUUGUAAUCUACGUGAGGGAGCUGACCAACACAAUCGGUGCACAGGGUCCUGGGUUCAUGCUGCUCUAUCUUGCCGUCUCGGGUCUCGUUCUUACAAGAUUAAGGAGACCUGUAGGUAAGAUGACCGUACAAGAACAGCAGUACGAGGGUGAGUUCAGGUUUGUCAAUUCACGACUGAUCACAAACAGCGAGGAGAUAGCCUUCUACCAGGGCAACAAACCUGAGGAGAGAACCAUCAACAAAACAUUCAAGAAACUGGUUGAUCAUCUUCAUACCUUUAUCUUCUUCCGAUUCUCAAUGGGCUUCGUGGAUAACAUCAUUGCAAAAUAUCUUGCCACUGUAGUCGGUUACAUGGUAGUGAGUCGUCCGUUCCUCAACCUAGCUCAUAAACCCUUCCUUACAAUGUCACACUCGGAGAUGAUGGAGCACUACUAUAGGGCUGGGAGGAUGCUGGUUCGGUUAGCCGAGGCGAUCGGUCGCGUGGUCCUUUCGGGGCGAGAAAUGACGCGCCUUGCAGGGUUCACUCAGAGAGUAACUGAACUGAUGACGGUCUUAGAAGAUCUCAACCAUGGACGCUAUGAGAGAACAAUGGUCAGGGAAGAAAAGGAUUCUGACAGUGAAGAUGACAGAGAACCCCUGGUACCUGGUAGUGGUAAACUCAUCCAUGCUGAUAACCUUAUCAAAUUUGAGCAGGUACCCCUAGUGACCCCUAAUGCAGAUGUACUGGUCAGAGAGAUGACCUUUGAGGUGCCCUCAGGGGUCAAUGUCCUCGUCUGCGGACCGAACGGAUGUGGAAAGAGCUCCCUCUUCAGGACACUCGGAGAGCUUUGGCCGUUAUUUGGAGGUAAACUGACCAAACCAGAGGGAAGAAAACUUUUUUAUGUACCACAAAGGCCUUACAUGACGAUUGGAACAUUACGUGAUCAGAUCAUCUACCCGGAUACCAAGGAAGAAAUGGUGAAGAAGGGAAUUACGGACAAAGAUAUUGAAGAGAUGAUAGUGAAGGUUCAACUCGCUAAUCUCCUGGAGCGUGAAGGAUCAUGGGACGCCGUUCAAGAUUGGAUGGAUGUACUGAGUGGAGGAGAGAAGCAGAGAGUUGCUAUGGCUAGGUUGUUCUACCAUAAGCCCCAGUUUGCUAUCCUUGAUGAAUGUACGAGUGCCGUGUCCGUGGAUGUAGAGGGGUAUAUCUACACACACGCAAGGGAGGUCGGCAUCACACUCUUCACUGUAUCACACAGGAGGUCUCUAUGGAAAUAUCAUGAGUACUAUCUGAUGUUCGAUGGACGUGGUUCGUACGAAUUCAAGAAAAUAGAUCAGGACACGGUUGAAUUUGGCUCAUGAGCAAAGCACAUAUAAGAUAUCAUCUAUAUAGUAAUGUUAUAAUUUUACUAUAAUUUUUAUACAUUAUUUUUAUAUUAUUGACAUCAAAUGAUUUCAAUUUUUAAAUUUAAGAGGUAAUGAUAUCAACUCUUUGCUCACUGACUUGAUUUUGAUGGGAAAAUCAUUGAAAUCAUUAUGUGGAAAUUUCUUUGAAAACUGAUUUAGCGCAAGAGCAGUAUUAUUUGUUGCCAUUUGAAAUCAUUUUGUGGAAAUUUCUUUUUGAACUGAUUUCGCGCAAGAGCA